AAACAUGAGUCAUGGCCAAAGUGGGUCCCACCAUGCGAGGUGUAACUGGGUCUUCUCUAAAAUCAACCGAACAUGGCCCGCCGAUCCAUAAGCAUGUCCAGGUGCUAUUAUACGGUUGUAAUUAUUUUUAUAACCUGGGGCCGUGCGAGGGUAUGCAAACAGGGAGUCCAUCCCCUCAGCACUAUUAUGAACGGGGUCCAAGGGCAUUUUUGGAAGUCCUGGUACAAGAGACUCUUUUAGGAAUAAUCAUGAAGAAAACCCCGAUUGUCGUUUAGGUCAAUGUUAAGAAAUGAGGAUGAGGAAGAUGGACUUUGGUGGAGACUGUUUGGAUAUGAAGAUAGCAGUCGUCUCUCCGAUAAGUUGGAUGAGCUUCUUCGGUUACACGGACCACUUCUGCGUUUUAUGUUUCGUGGGAGCAAAUUGGGAUCGAUCUGGCAAAAAUGCCCUUGCGAAAUAAGCCGCUUCGGGUGUCCACGUAAGAUUAUAAACGUUCGCCAAGACUGCACAUCGGGUUUCCAAAAAUAUGCCAUUUGCGCCGAAAUUAUCAGAAAGAACAUAACCGCGCAUUCAAUUCGAGAGCCGUGGGAGAGCGGAAGUUAUUCCAUUCAACUAAAAAAGCAAAAAUUCCAAAAAAUGAAGAACUGAAGAACAUCGACGGAGGAAGAAAAGUGACAGUGAAUAUGGCAGAUGACGACUUCCAACCUUCAAAACCUUCUCCCCUGACUGUGCGCAUCAAUGACGACAUGUGAAGAGGAUCAAGAAACAAUUGAAGGAAGAAGAAUUGAUAGAUUUCAGCAACACAAUUUUUGGAUGGGUACUGCACAUUGAAGAAGCCUCAGUUACAGGACUUGUGUUAGGGUUGAAAAUGGGGGGGAAGAAGCCUUAGUUACAGGAGCAGCUAAGCGGACAUAUAUGGAAGAAAUACUUUGGAAGUGCAGAAAGUGUAAAAAGAGCUGAUGUCCUUGAUGCUGUGAUGAAGUAUAACAGUGAUGACCCAGAAGCAGAGAGAGAAGAUGAUGUUAAGCUUGCGCUGCUGCACGUGCUCUCACAUGGACUGUUUGGAAACCAGGUUGCCCGGGAGUUACCAGCGGAAUACGUGAACUUGGUGGAAGAUUUGGCUGCAUUUAAUGAUUACCCAUGGGGUGAAGAUGUUUGGAAGCAACUAGUAGAAAACAUUGGAAGCAAUGUGACGAGUUUGGAGAACUGCAAAGGGACACGACCAACACUACCAGGGUGUUUGAUUGCUAUUCAAGUUUGGGCUUUUGAAACUUUCCCCGGUCUACAAAAAGCUGGACUCUGCAGUAUCAAGGAAGGUCAAGAAAGAGGUAUUCCAUGAGCCGUGAAGUGGUCAUUUAGCAAAAAACCUUCAAUGGACGUUUUCAGUGAAUUAAUUUUCCUCAAUGAGAAUUUUGAAUGGUCAAAGAUGGUGCCUACUGACGAUGAAAUAAAGAAAUUUCCUAUAUUAGUAAGGAAUAGAAAGCUAAGAUCGCAAAAUGGACAAAGUGGUAGCAGUAAAGAUGGAGAUAGGGUCGAUGGCGAGAAGGAAAAAACCAAUACAAAAGAAGAAGAUAAGGUGGAUGGAGAGAAGGAAAAAACAAAAAAGAAAAAGAAAAAGGGUACCAAGAUCAGUGGAAGAAAGGUUACAAGAAGUAGCAAGAGGGUACAAAAAAGGAAGGAAGAAGAAUAUCAGGUGGAUGAGGAUGAGGUGGGGGUGGUUGGAUUUGGAGAGCAACGAAAGAAUACAGUUAUUUUGAGGAAAGUAAGGAAAAUCACUAAAGAGAAUGCCAAGAUAAUGCCAGAAAUCAAAGAAAUAAAAAAAAAGGCAGAAGAGACAAGACUCAAUACUUGGAGAAAAACUAGAAGAAAUAUUAUCAAAGUUGAAGAAGUUGACACCACAGGAGGAGACAGAGAGUGAAGGUAAUGCAAAUGAAGUGAAUGGAAAUGGAAAAAAUGAAGAAGUGGCACCAGAAUCAAGGCAGCAGGACCAGAGUGCACAAGGAGAAAGUGUGGAUACUGGAAAGAAGGAUGAAGCAUUGGGUACACCAAAUUUCAACAUCUUUGGGCCAGAGACGCAAGAAAAAAUGCGUGAUGAAAGAGUGGAGGAUGUGAUGGAAGGCACUGAACAAGAAAAUGAAAAAACAAUGGAAGAUGAAAACGCAGUGGAAACAUGAGAUGAAAAAAGAGUAGGGGCAGAAGGAGUGGAGGAUGCAAGGGAAGAGACUGAAAAAGGAAAUGAAAACACAAAGGAAGAUGAGGAAGCAGGGAAAGUAGCAAACAUUUGGGAAGAUGAGAACAGUCAGUUUGUGGCAGAAUUGAUAAACAACACAGACACUGUGGAAAAACAAGUGUUGGGGAGUGAGGCAGGAAGGGGAUUGAGCAAAAUGCCUUCAAUGAACACUGAGGUAAGUAUUUCUGUGAAAUAUUUUUUCAAAAUGUAGAAUAAACAUCCAAAUGUAUCGAAUAAAUAUUGAAAAAUAGGAAGUUAUGAUUUAAAAUACAUUUAUGUGAUUCAUGAUCCAUUGAUAUCAUAGUUUAUUCCUUCCAAAUAUAAGGAAUAAAUUGUGAAAAUUAUUGAUUAAUAGGUAGAAAGGCAUGUUAUGUGAAUGACAAACAGUACAUGUCAUAUUACAUGAAUGGUUAGUUAUUUAAGUUUUGGAGUGUGAUUUAGUGUAAUAUAUAUAUACACCGGCUGAAGAGGGUGUUGUCAAGAAGAGGAGGACAAAGCAAAUUGCAAAAAGAAGGGAAAGGCUCUGUUAUUUUGUGCCAAGAAAUUAUGGUCCAUUUGCAGAGGAUCCAACUGAGGCACCACCUCAAGAAAAAAUUGAAAAGGUGCGAGAGUUCCUUAAAACUGGAUUAUUGAAGAGGCUGCGAAAGUGUGAUGGUGACAUGAAAUAUAAAAGGGAUGAUGAAGUAAUGAACGGAGUGCCGAUGUUGCUGGACAAUGUAAAAAUUGAGAGUAAAACAUGGUUGUACAAGUUGUUUGUGAACAAAGAAUGGCUCGAUGCAACGCAUAUUGAGGUAGACAUGUUCUACUUAGGAAUCAAACAGUUUCAGUAUAACCUCCAAUUCCCAUAUGCUACAUGCAACCCUUAUUUCUUACAAGCGGUGAAGCGUGAGCAUGAAAAACUUCAGAUGUCACAGUCGAAGGUUGAAAAGGCAUCUGAAAUGGCAGUGAUAGAGAGCCAUAUUGUUGGUAGUUCAGCAACAUAUGCACUUAGCUGGGCAGAAUCUGAGUUUGUUUUUAUGCCUUUAAACACAGGACAUCACUGAGUUUUACUUGUCUUAGAGGUGAAUAAGAGAAAGAUCCGGGUGUACAAAUCACUUACUAGAAAGAGGGAAUCUACAAGGGAAAUCAGGCAAUAUCUCCCAAGUGUGCAAUGCUUGCUCCCAAAGAUCAUGGAUGUGCACAAAGUCUAUCAAGAUAUUGGAGAAGACCCAAUGGGAUAAAACAAAUUAGAGGUGGAAGGUGUUGAAGAAUGUCCACAGCAAACUGAUGGGGGAAACUGUGGCAUGUACGUGCUGAAGAUCGUAGAGCUUUUGAUUAUGGGCAUGGAUCUGGACAACAUAGAUGCAAAUGACAUGACCAUGUAUAGGGAGAAAAUGACCACAAAGUUGAUCAUGUAUAGCAAAAAGAGGACAGAGGAAAUGAAAAAGGAACAAGGCUUGAAGACAAAGAAAAUCUUGAGCAAUUGAAUGUCUUUGUUUCUGAUGAUGAAUAUGUAUCAAGGAUUUGUAAUUUCCA
Messenger RNA from Cuscuta europaea, 3742 nucleotides. Lineage: Eukaryota; Viridiplantae; Streptophyta; Magnoliopsida; Solanales; Convolvulaceae. The record is from the annotation of a GenBank genome assembly.